AUGUCGACCACCUCCACCCCCAACAGCGCCUCAAUGAUGUCUGAUGCGCCCUUCGCGCCCUCCGGAGGCAUCUCCACGCCCACGGAUACCAUGUCGAUGGCUACACCUCCCCCAACAGCCACCUCCCAGGUUUCAUCCUCCUCCUCAUCGACUACCACCACCACUGCCGCCGCUAUGACCGGUAUGAACGCCACUGCCAGCGAUAGUCCGUCUACUCGCCCCGCCUCGCGCCGUCCCCCGCGAAAAAGCACACUUACACAGCAACAAAAGAACCACAAACGCCAACGCGCGACUCAGGACCAGCUAGUCACCCUCGAGAUGGAAUUCAAAAAGAAUCCCACUCCAACAGCCGCCGUCCGGGAGCAGAUCGCCGAAAACAUCAACAUGACCGAGCGUUCAGUGCAGAUCUGGUUCCAGAACAGGCGCGCUAAAAUCAAAAUGAUUGCGAAACGGGGCAUCGAAACGGGAGAAGAUUGCGAUGCGGUCCCCGAGUCAAUGCGCAGGUACCUUGCACUGCAGUUGGAUCCUGCUGGCUCGAACGCGCGAAAUAUGCUAGGCCGUGCGGGGGGAUAUCCCUCGAACGAGCCCAUGAUGCAUUCCGCCACCUCGUCCAAAGUCGUGAUCCAGCAUUUUGCGUGCCGCUCCCUUCGCAUUGGCACUUGGCGUCGUGUUGGCCAAAACACGAUGGACCUGGUCAUCUUCUACUCUCCAGACCAGGCUUGCAUGACGUAUUACAUCAACAACGACUCGGCCGGCUACAAGAUCGAGUACCCUUUCUCGCAUAUUAAAAACAUCAUCCUCGAGCCGGGCGAUCCCGUGCCACCUCUGGAUGGCGCCCUUCCUCGAUCCGGUGGUCUAGUUAUCGAACUAAACCGCCCUCCAAACUUCUACAUGGAUUCCUCCAACUCUGGCGGCUUCUAUCAGUGCGGCGACUUCACAGAGGAGCAGCAGGCUACCAAAUCGCUUAUCCACCACCUAGGCGGUCAUCCAAAGGUUCUAAGUGUCCAGCUCGCAAAGCUUGUCUCCCUCGAGACCUUCCAGAACCGCCAUGCACAGUCCUACCCGUUCACACCAAACACCCCAUUUAUAGACGGCUCUCCUCAAUUUGUUCAGAUACAUCGUCCUGCAUCGCAGCCCAACCACCUCUCGCGAGCCCAAAACCGCCUCUCAGUCGACAAUCACCUUUCCGUCGGCCUGCACCCAAAUAGAGGCCAUAAACGGCAACGUAGCAGAUCUGUUCCUGGCCCUGUCGACUUUGCAGCCUUACACGCCAUGCCGGCGUUCCAUUUCCAGCCUACAAGCCAUUUCCAACCAAGCGCUACACACCAUCAUGAGCACCAGCAACAGGAUAUUUACGCUCCAGUGCCUCUUGCGCACUCCCAAUUCCAUCUGCCAUUGAACAUGACGGAGUCUGACCUCCACGUCGACACAUCCGCAACGCAGCCACCACCGUCGUUCAGUAUGUAUCCCGCCUCAGCAACCACUUCUGCGGCCACACCUGCAACGGAGUUUGCAUCCACCCCGCUGUUCAGCAGUGCAUCGGAUCAACCCCAGUCGAUGGGUACGCCGUACAGCCUACCCUUCCUCUCGCCCUCGCCUGCUGUCGAUAUUGACAUCGACAUCGACCCUCUGACCAUUCCCCAGCAACAUCACAACCAGUCAAACACGCACGCUCACUCACCACCGUUAACUUCCACUCAACGUUCAUCGCCUGCUAACAUGUUUGGUUCCUCCACUGUUACAACAGCGGGCGUUGACGACGGUAUAUUACUAAGCGACCUCUACGCUAAACAAAACCUAGGGUGUAGCGGAUCCAUCUCCUCUCCAGGCAUGGAAAUGGAUGAGUCUUUUUCAAUGACGUUCCAGGGUAUGCGUGGCCAUGGACACGGGCACGGCAUGAUAGGCAUGGGGUUUGACAGCGGUACAGUGGACCCAAGUAGCCUUGCUGCCGAGUCUUAG
This is a messenger RNA of Arthroderma uncinatum, 1959 nucleotides long. RefSeq names its product homeobox domain-containing protein. The record is from RefSeq and is a predicted model, not a curated record. Gene Ontology annotation, molecular function: DNA-binding transcription factor activity, RNA polymerase II-specific; RNA polymerase II cis-regulatory region sequence-specific DNA binding. Gene Ontology annotation, biological process: regulation of transcription by RNA polymerase II; cell differentiation. The transcript has 3 exons. The coding region runs from base 1 to 1959 and encodes 652 amino acids. Lineage: Eukaryota; Fungi; Ascomycota; Eurotiomycetes; Onygenales; Arthrodermataceae.